This is a messenger RNA of Medioppia subpectinata, 2211 nucleotides long. The record is from the annotation of a GenBank genome assembly. NCBI's taxonomy places the organism in Eukaryota, Metazoa, Arthropoda, Arachnida, Sarcoptiformes, Oppiidae.
AUGAAUAAAAUGGGGAAAAAGCGCAAAACAAUUACAGACUUCUUCUCCACUGAUUUGGCGAAACAGAAGUCAAUGAAUGCCAACAAAAGGGUCGCAAAGCGGACACAACUGGACGUCAAUGAAGUGCUGUUUGUGAAGGAAGUGACCAAAUGUGUGGACAAGUCAUACAAAGAAGUGAUUAGUCUUAGCGAUAGUCAAGAGUCUGUGGACAAGAGUCUGCCAACAGAUUCGCCGCAAAAUGUGGUCAAAACAGCCGAAGACCAGAAACCGCCCGAAACACCAGAAGAAGCGCUGAAACGAGUGUUUGGUUUCGAUUCGUUUCGGUCUUCACUACAAGAAUAUGCCAUCAAAUGUGUGAUCACUGGUCGGAAGGAUGUCUUCGUGUCGAUGCCGACGGGCGCCGGAAAGAGUCUGUGCUAUCAAUUGCCGGCCAUCUGUGAUGUGAACAAACUAACGAUAGUUGUCUCACCACUCAUUGCGCUCAUCACUAAUCAGAUCUCAGCGCUGAAGAAGUUGCGGAUCAACGCCGAGACCAUAAACUCUCAUUUGACUGCAAACGAACAAAAGAGGAUCAGAAGUGAUCUGAUGUCGCAAAGAGUUGGCAUUAAAUUGCUUUAUAUAACGCCGGAAAUGGCGGCCACUCAGGGCUUCGCUAUGAUUGUCGAACAUCUGUAUAAAAGCGAUCAAUUGAGUCGAGUAGCCAUCGAUGAGGCCCACUGUGUCUCCCAAUGGGGACACGACUUCAGACCCGAUUAUCUAAAGCUGUGUCGACUCAAAGAACGCUAUCCUAAUGUGGUUUGGAUUGCAUUGACGGCAACGGCUUCGGAGAAAGUGGUCGCAGAUAUCAUCAAAUUGUUGAAACUUCGGGAACCGGUUUCCAAAUUCAUUUCUCCCAAUUUUAGGCAAAAUCUCUUCUAUGAUAUUGUUUUCAAGCAAAUGAUUAAAGAGCCGAUCGUUGAUCUCAAACAGUUUGUUUUGGACGAAAUCGGGCCCAAAGACCUGCCGCCCCCUAAAACAGAUAUGUUUUGCAGCGCUAAGACAUUGGUUCAAAAGCCAAUCGUGAAUAACAGUGACGUCGGAAUCAUUUACUGCCGAACGCGAGCCGCUUGUGAUGAGAUCGCCGACUCGUUGAGUAGGUUUGGGGUCCGAACGAUGGCAUAUCACGCGGGACUCACUGCUCAUCAGCGCAGGGAAUGUCAGGAGAAGUGGAUGACAGGAGCCGUCAAAUGCAUCGCCGCGACCGUCAGCUUCGGUAUGGGUGUCGAUAAGGCAGAGGUUAGGUUUGUUGUCCACUGGAAUCUUCCGCAAUCACUGACCGGCUAUUAUCAAGAGUCGGGUCGCGCGGGAAGGGAUGGAAAGGACUCCAAAUGCAGAAUUUAUUACUCAACUGAAGAUCGAAACACUAUUUCAUUUCUUAUAAAACAAGAUUCAGAAAAAAAGUUAACUCAAAGCUGUUCUACAAGUCGUGCAUCAAAUGAUGAAACGGACGAAACGAUGAAGAGAUUCGAGAAAAUGAUCAAAUAUUGUGAGUCUGACUCUCAGUGCAGACAUUCAUUACUUCUAUCGGAAUUCGUUGGCGACGAUAGUGUAGUGAAGACCGGAUGCAAAACAAGUUGUGAUGUUUGCACUCAUCCCAAGAGAGUCAAGAGAAGUGCCGACGAAUUCAGAAAUUUUAUGUUAAAUAAGGGAUUGAAAACGAAAAUAGAGUCUAAGGAUACGGAGCCUGACUUUGGUCUACCCAAACAUGAUGUGCCACAACACGUCGGCAAAGACGACAAACCCGACAAAGAGUUCUCAAUGACUGAUUUGAUUAGAAAAGAGUUCAAACGCAGAAACAAAACCACUUCCAGUAAUUCAAGUCAGGAUUCAAGAUAUAUGGGUUUUAGGAGUGCGACAGACGUUAUCGAACCGACCAAUGAUCGCAUCAAAGACGUGGAUCUCAAGACUCGCCACGAUUUUGUCAACCAUUUAAAACUAGACAUCACUGGACACUAUAAUCGAGUCGGCGUUUUGAAUGGCAUUCAACUCAACGACUCUCACAUCACUAGAAUUGCGGCUGAAUUUGAAUUAAAUGUUUAUAAAACAAAAACAUCGAAAAUUAGUUACAGAUCUACUGUCGCACAGUUUAUACGAGAACUCAACAAAUCGUCACAACAAUCACAGGUCCACUCUUACAUUCAGACAUUCAUCGACUCACAAAACAAUGGCUAA